AAUGCGGCUCAUUGCGGCUCUGACGAUAAUGUCGUAUGCUGUAGUUUUUCUUUAUCAUCAGAUGAUUCUCAAUUCUGCGGCUUCCCAUUUGCCUCAGUUCUCAGUCACGAUUUGGAACCAUCCGUCACUUGACAGCUCGAUGAAAACAGCAUGGAAAAUUAUUUCAAUUCGGAUCUCCGUAUUUGUAUGUUUAAAACUGCAUUUCUCACGGCAUGUGUUCAGUUCAACGUGAUGAUCUGCAAUCUCCCCUUUGUAGAGAAUAACUGGUAAUAUAAUCUUGUGAAGUUACAAAAAAAUAAUACGAACACAGACUACGCGGAUCGCAAUUUAACUGAUGUUUAAGCCCUUCCCAGUUCUGUACGUCAUGCAAGCCGUGCUCACGAGUAAUUAAUAACACACCUGACGCACCACAACGAAAAAAGGAGUUCAGUCACACCCAAAAGCGAAUUUUUAAUCCAUCUACUCAGUCUUAUCUGUGACAAAAAGUUACGCUUAAUGUAAUUCAAAAUCAACUGAAGCCAUUUCCCAAGAAUAAUUAACACAUCAGAAUUAAAAAUGGUACGUGUGAUUCCAGUGCAUAAUUUUUUGAGCCAGAACGUGGCCACAAUAGAAGAGCCCACUGCAUCGUGUGUAGCAUGUAAUCUUCACGGAGAAUUAUUGUUGUUGGCAUUACCAACCCAUUGUGUCGAGGUUCAUGAUCUCAAAACGUCUGACCUGAAACUUCUCACAGUAUUUCCAACUGUCGAUUUGGUAUGUCAAAUCCUCCACUGCACAACAGGCGAUUAUGUCGCAACUCUGGAAUCAAAAACAUCAAGAGAUGGUCUUACGACUAGCUACUUUGUAAGAGUUUAUGUUAAUUGGGCACUAGUAGAAAGUCAAGGACAUGCCAUGCGAGCAAGAAUAGCAGGCAGAGUAACACCGAGCUUAAACCGUCCUAUGAAUAGUCUGGAGAUGAUAGAAUUGCCUCUCAACGGUCAGCCAACGGUUAUAGCAUGCUGUCAGAUGACAGGAAACCUACUUGUUGCAAUUGGCUGUAGCGCUAUUCUUCACGAGUUUAAGGUAGAGACUCAGCAAACUUCGAAAUUAAAAUUUAUAGACUUUGAGGCAAGGCCCUGGUCUUUGGGCUUCAGUUUUUCUCCUACUCGAAUGGAAAUCACAGAAGAUUUCAUUUGCAUAUUGAAUUCAACGCACUUCCUCGCCUUUCGCCUAACGAAUCCAAUGUACGAUGACAUUGAUCAGCUCAGUUCUAUUGCCUCAACGAAUUCGUCUUCAGUUGACAAAACUUCGAUAUCUACAAAUUUUUCUUCACUGGAUAAAACUGAGAAGACAUCAAGUUCCGGACAACAGGAUUCAUCUCCUCGUUCAAUUGAGAAUUUAAAUUUCAAAACUACUUAUAGAGGGCAUGAACAAUCCGGUGCUGUUAGCCUUGAUUUGAAUUCUCUGGUAACUAGCGAUUCUAGAUUAAAAUUAUCCCCUCGGGAUAGCACAAAAGUGAAUGUAGACCAGAACUUGAAUAACAAUAAAUUACUCCGCUCUAGGCUGGGUCCUAACAAGGUACGAUCCAAAAUUAUUUCCAACCCGUACAUAGAUUGGGAAAGAUUGGUAUGCAACGAACACAAUGAAUUACAAAGGCUAGCAUCACGGGGCAUCGUGGAAACGAAUUCACUUCCAUUUACCGUUAAUCUACCGUCUAUAAGCUUGGAGAGAGCAAGUCCUGGACACACCUUGAAUCCGUUUAUAUUGAAUCCAAGCAACAUGGACGUUGUGAUAAAAACAACAUCACCGGACGACGGUUGGUCAGAAAAUUAUGCAGUGAAAAAUUUACUCCGUAUAAAAAUAUCGAACCAACCCAAGAACUCAAACUAUGAUGGGGAGUCAGAGAUAUUUACUUGUCUUGAAUUAAAACCUCUGUACCUAAAAAGGGAGUGCAACAGUCUCUGCUUAAAGAAGUCUAUACUCAGGUCCGAUAAGUUUAAAUAUCUUCAUGGUAUUACAUGUAUUAUCUGUACCACUCAAGAGGGAUAUGUCUACCACUUUGCGGCAACAAACUGUGAGGAUUCCAAUCCGACUUGCUUGACAACCUAUCCAUUCACUGCACCCGUUCGUCAUAUUGCUUUGGAAAACACUGUCCUUCACGCGCUCACCGAAGCUGGACUCGAGUCCUAUACUUUACGGUUGUCCCACCACAUAGCUAGAAGUUUAAACUACAUCGAUAACUACAAAAUCUCAUGCCCCAGUGUAUCGGAGCCUGUCUGCCUGAUUGGCCUGCACCCAUUUUUGGGAAUGCAAAACUUAUUGUAUACCAGUAGUUGUCUCGUUCUUCUAGCCAGAGCAGAAAACUCCUGGACUUUGUACUCUUUGAAUUUACCAAGCUCUGAAAAUUUGUACUUGGAUUUUUUGAACACUGCUAAACAUCACAAAAACUCCAGCCCAAUUACGUACAGGCACCUGCUCGGCGAAGCACACACAAUACUGAGAUUGUCUAAAGAAGUUAAGCGAUUCACUGGUACAUCCAUUACGGAUACGUCAAAUAUUAGUCAAGAUGUCCCAGAUUCUAGGAUAGAGAGCUUAUACAGCCAGUCGUGCGCCUUGUUGGGGGAUUUCUAUGUCAAUUCUGAUUUACAAACAGAAUGGGAAUUGAGUAUUCCUUAUUACAGAAUGUCCCAGAUAAGAACUGCAGAGAUUAUUUCAAGGAAAUCAACAGCCAAUGCUCCUGGUUUGGUCAGAUAUCUGAGUGAAAGCUUAGCAAACAUGAGAAGCGGACCCGAAGCGGAUGCCCUUUUCCAAACUCACAAUGUAGUAGACUUAUUAAGUUCAGAAAGUGUCGAAGAAUUGUCAAUUUUGAUACUGAGAAGUUCGAUAUUGAGAGAAUACGCGACUGACAAAUUGAUUAAUGUUUUAUCGAAACAGGUAUCUAGCGACUGCGCAAGAUUGGCAACCGUGCUGCUGUACCUGCAGUCAGAGAAACAAGAAGUGGCCAAGGAAGUAUUGGCACCAAUAUCAGAAGUUUUCGUUGAGAAGAUGGUCCUCGAGCAUUGGCACCUUCUGUUCGAUUCAACUGCUUUGAAAAAACGGAGCCGAGCUGUGCCAACCUUCUCGGAGUUCUCCGGUAUUUUGAUGCAACUGAAAACACGAAUAUUCGCCGAGGUUCUGACCCAGCUUAUCGAUGAUGGUAUUCUAACGUUGCAUCAAGUUGUGCAAGUGUUUUUAGAGUAUUUACCAUCCAGAGUUGGGAGGGAUGGUCAUGAUGCGGCAGCAGCAUUGCAGCUCUUUAUAGAAACAUACUUUCAAUGUUUCUACGGUGAUAAAUCGUUGGAGCGGUCUUGCUGUUCGAUAACCAAGACAGCAAACGAUUUUGCAAUUGCGGAAGCCUUCCGAAUCCUGGUGAGAUCAUAUCUGGGCAACUUGACACAGUCGAAAGUAUACAAAACAGUAGAAAACAUUACAGAUUGUAAUCAAAAUGAAGAAAAAGCGUACCUGUUUGCCAAUAAACGGCCUUUGUAUCUUAAUAAAUUACCCCCCUACUCAACAGAGUGUAAAAGAGUACAGCGUCAUGAAGAAAUAAACAAUACGUGUGAUGUAAUCAAAUCAAUUCGUAGCGAAGUACCAAAACUGCAAGCCUUACUGGCCAGCGGAUACCUACCUGCCGAAUGCAUACGAGAAGUAAAGCAAUUUUUGGAGACCCAAGAAAUCGAGGGCCAUCUUGCAUUAAAAUCGCUAUGCAUAACCGACAAUGAGAUAGUUACACGGAUGCUUAUGAUAGAAUACCCACAGGCAGUACUACAGUAUGCAAAGGAUAAAUAUACCAAGGAAACUGAGUGGAAAUGUUUGAUUCAAUUGCUGCAAAAUGAAAUCUCAAUGCUGGACGAGGGUCAGGAAUCUCAACAGUGCUUUUUUGAUCAAAUAAUGAAAGACACACUGACGUAUUUGGCACAAACUUUACCUUUGGAUGAACUCUGCCGAGUUCUACCAAAGGAGGAUGAAGCAGCAUACAAGCGCUACACAGAUGCUUGUCGUCGAGCAGGUCAUGCGGACCAUGUAAAAUCGUUGAUUGUCGCAACAGGUCAUCAAUUAUUAGCUACAUUAAAUCUAUAAAACUGUAAGUAGUAAAUUGCGAAAAUCUUACUCUACUUGUACAUUGUCCUGAAUUUAAAAAAAAGAAUUUUGUCCUCGUUGGAAAUUCAUCCAUACAGUGCAGAGUAUGUGCAUUGGGUUGAUAUUGGGACACAAAUUUAGUAUAUUGAAUUUUGUUUUUCUUCCGAGCUAUCCUACUUCUAUACGUACAAACGGAAGUUCGUCAUAACUGACAUACCUUGUAUAAUUUAUAAGUAUAAGAAAUAAGUUGUUUAUGUCAGGAAAACAAAGUGAGAGAACACUGAUUGAGAACUACAUAAAUUAGCUCUGUAAUUUAUCGUUGAGAAUCUGAUAUUGCUUUUGUUUUAUCAGCUAAUUGCUCGAAUUUCUAAAGUCAAUGACUUUGUUUUUUUUUUGCACACUAGUCAUUCGUAGUCAUAGAGAUUAUAUAAUAUAUAACACAUGAGAUGCCAGGCGAUCCAGAAAAAUGUAAUGAAGAUAUUACUUGUUUGAUGGUUAAUCAUAUUAGAUACACGGUUUAUGCCAAAGUACUUAUAACAAUGAAUAAGAAUACUUAUAACAAUGUACGAUAGAAUAUCUCAAUUUGUUACAAAGCUGUGAUUGAUGAUUCGAUUCAUUACAGUUGAAUCUGCACUAUUUAAACGUAAUACACAUUAUGCUUUAUUUUCAAUUAUCGGUUUUGGAAAUUCUGUCAUUGUCGCUCACUGUCGUUAUAUUUUAUAUCUAUUCCAACAAAGAUGAUAAUUUAAAUGGGUGAAAAUUGUAAAGUUCACAAGGAAAAUCUUCCUGUAAUGGACUAAAUUCGGCUUCUUAGCUAAAUUCAGAUACUGUUUGGAACCAACUAUCAGAUAGCUACUAGUAAUCAAUUAAUAACUGAUGUUAACGAAAUUUUAAAUGAUAAGAUUAUAGUUAUAUAUAUGCAUAUUAUAUUAAAUAUAAUGGACUGUUGAGUGUUUUUACAUAUUAUAAGUAGAGAUUAAAUUUUAAAACAGUUUAAAAAUUUCUAAGGCGUUUUGUUAUUCUUCAACAGUAUCUUAGGCAAAGAUUUACAGAAUAAUAAGUAUACUUAACAAAUUGUCACACUAAUUGUAACAGGCAAAGUCCAAGUUCUCGGUUUAAACUGUGGUUCCCACUUUGCUACGAACUAUAGCAUUCACUUUGCCAAUUAUACUUAAUAAUUACAUAUCCCAAAUUUUUUGUCUUAAUCAAUGAUCACAUAAAUUAGAUAUUGCAAUAUAACUGAUCUGAUAUUACACAACGCUUUAGAAAGUAAACUGCAGUCUUGAUGUGCCUUUAGGAUCUGUCUCUCUUUGUUAAACUAUUCAUAUAAAUUAUAUUUCAAAUUUCGUAUCGUAUACAUCGAUGAAUUAGUACGACGUAAUAAAUGAAUGAAGUUAGAAAGUAUCGCUGUGUCUGUAAACGAACGGUAAAUUAAACUUAUUAAUGUUACAUUAACGGUGCCGUGGUGCAUGUAUAUUGUCAUACUUACCUCAUUUGUAUAGUAUCAGUUUGAUGAUCAAUCACGUAAUAAAUCGAUCAGAAUCUUACUCGGAAAUGAUUUGCAGUCAUUUCCAUCGGAUUGGAUUUCAUGCAUCUACCUCGAAGGCAAAUUUAAUAUUCCAAGCAGUAGCAUAAAUAGUCUUUGACGUGAAACUACACAGACGUUAAUACAUGUAUAUCACAUUUAUUUUAAUUCAAUUUACAAUAAUUAAUUUUUUUAACACAACGGAUUCGCGUAAUUUUCAACUAUGUAACAACUAGUGUUGCUUUCGCAUUUCAACAUAAUAAAUAGAUUUGAGAUACGUGUAGUGAAGGCACCAUUCUCCAUAUUUACUCAGUACAUCUUUGACCUGCCGCUACUAGAAAAUCGAGUAACACUUCUACAGCAAAGAGGUCACAACGG
Molecule: messenger RNA, 5998 nt
Organism: Neodiprion virginianus
Lineage: Eukaryota; Metazoa; Arthropoda; Insecta; Hymenoptera; Diprionidae
Product: Hermansky-Pudlak syndrome 3 protein
Exons: 3
Coding region: 556-4095 (1179 amino acids)
Biological process (GO): organelle organization
Cellular component (GO): cytoplasm
Source: RefSeq, a predicted model, not a curated record